Penicillium verrucosum is the source of this 1239-nucleotide messenger RNA. Its product is annotated as NAD(P)/FAD-dependent oxidoreductase. NCBI's taxonomy places the organism in Eukaryota, Fungi, Ascomycota, Eurotiomycetes, Eurotiales, Aspergillaceae. Gene Ontology annotation, molecular function: proline dehydrogenase activity; sarcosine oxidase activity; flavin adenine dinucleotide binding. The record is from RefSeq and is a predicted model, not a curated record. The coding region runs from base 1 to 1239 and encodes 412 amino acids. The transcript is spliced from 3 exons.
AUGACCACAGCGAAGACAGACUCAAUCCUGAUCGUGGGCGCCGGCGUCUUCGGUCUUUCGACCGCCCUUGAACUCAACAAGCGCGGAUAUACAGAUAUCACCGUUGUCGAUCGAUUUGUACCACCAUCAGCAGAUGGAAGCAGCGUUGACAUCUCACGCAUUAUUCGCGCCGACUAUGCGGACCCAAUAUACUCCCAAAUGGCCCGAGAGGCAUACAGUGGAUGGACCACUGAGUACAAAGAUCAAUACUUCGAAUCAGGAUUCGCCUUGCUCUCUGAAACGCCUAAGAACGAAUACAUGGAGAAGUCCAAAGCUGUGAUUCGGGCGGCAGGUGGCAAAUUGGAUGAUCUUGACGACGCCAUGGAAAUCCGCAAACUCUACCCUAGUGUGGCUGGGCCGAUGCCGCAGGCAGCAUCCAAAAAGCUUGCUUCCAAGUGUACCGUGGCAGGUAUAUCUAUCAUUGCCGGGCCUCGCGGUACUGUUAUUUCCCUCCGCCGGGAGGGCUCCCGCGUUGUCGGUGUCAACCUUGUCGGAGGGCAGGUAUUGCUCGCUUCACAGGUGAUCUUAAGCACCGGAGCGUGGACUAACCGUCUUUUAAAUAUGGGUCAUGCCGCGUCUUCCUCCGGCCAGCCUGUUGGCUUCAUCCAAUUGACCGAGGAGGAGGCCCUCGAGAUGAGAAAGAUCCCGGUUAUGAUCAACAUGAGCUCUGGUGUCUUCUCAUUCCCGCCCACACCGGAUACACAUGUUCUCAAGCUGGCGCGCCAUGGUUACGGGUAUGCAACUGACAUGACUGUCAAUGUGGAUGGUGUUCGGAAGUCCCUCUCAUCGCCGAAGUUCGAAGGUAGCAAUGCGGCCACUGGAUAUUUGCCUGAUGACGCGGAUGAAUCGCUGCGACAGGGUUUGCGUCAGUUCUUCCCAAAGCUGGGGGAUCGUCCCUGGAUGAACCGUCGACUGUGUUGGUACACGGAUACCCCCAAUGGUGAUUUCAUUAUCGACCACCACCCAACCAUCCAGGGAUUAUUCAUGGCUACUGGUGGUGCAGGACAUGGAUUCAAAUUCCUCCCUAUCCUGGGCCAAUAUAUCGCGGACUGCUUUGAGAAUAAAGCACCCGAAGCUUUGCGUCAAAAGUGGAGAAUGAACCCGCCCCAGGGUGACUCGAAGGGACCCAUGGCAGGCGAUGGAAGCAGAGGAGGGCCCCCGCUGAGGAAAUUGAGCCCGCUUGAACAAGCCAAGCUGUAG